CACACGACGUGAACGCCGCACAAAACGACAGCAGGCAGAGGUGAAAAGUCUGGAUCAUGUUUUCAUUCCAGCGGAGGCGUACUUGAACGACAAAGGACAUUGUAAAUAAAGACCAAGGAGGCGGUUAGCAGAGCACGUCGAGGUUCUGUCUACAAAGAGAAGACAUUAAUGUUGUUGUUAGCCAACCAGCUAGCACAAGCUGAAAUUUGUUAGCUAGCUAACGGAGGACCCUGUUAGCCAACCGCCACCAUCAUCGCUCCUAGCCAGCUGUGCAUCGCCCUGUCUUCCUACGAUGGGAAACGCAGCAACUGCCAAGAAAGGCAAUGAGCAAGAAAGCGUGAAAGAGUUCUUAGCUAAAGCCAAAGAGGAUUUUUUAAGAAAAUGGGAAUGUCCACCACAGAGCACAACUGGCCUGGACGACUUUGAUAGGUUUAAGACUUUGGGCACUGGCUCUUUCGGGCGAGUUAUGCUCGUCAAACAUAAAGGAACAAACCAGUUCUACGCCAUGAAGAUCUUGGACAAACAAAAAGUUGUGAAAUUGAAGCAGAUAGAACACACACUAAAUGAGAAGAGAAUACUACAGGCCGUGUCCUUCCCCUUCCUCGUCAGAUUGGAGUACGCUUUCAAGGACAACUCAAACCUCUACAUGGUGAUGGAAUAUGUGCCCGGUGGAGAGAUGUUCUCACACCUCAGACGUAUUGGAAGGUUCAGUGAACACCAUGCAAGAUUUUAUGCAGCUCAGAUAGUACUCACCUUUGAGUACCUUCACUCCUUAGACCUCAUCUACAGAGACCUGAAGCCUGAAAACCUGCUCAUAGAUCAACAUGGGUACAUCCAGGUCACAGACUUUGGCUUUGCCAAAAGAGUAAAAGGCAGGACCUGGACAUUGUGUGGAACGCCUGAGUACCUGGCUCCAGAGAUCAUCCUCAGCAAGGGCUACAACAAAGCUGUGGACUGGUGGGCACUUGGAGUUCUUAUCUAUGAGAUGGCUGCUGGUUAUCCUCCCUUUUUUGCUGACCAGCCUAUCCAGAUCUACGAAAAGAUUGUGUCUGGCAAGGUACGAUUCCCCUCUCACUUCAGCUCCGACCUGAAGGACUUGCUGAGAAACCUGCUCCAGGUAGACCUGACAAAGAGAUUUGGCAACCUGAAGAACGGUGUGAAUGACAUCAAGAAUCACAAGUGGUUCUCCACAACAGACUGGAUUGCUGUCUAUGAGAGAAAGGUUGAAGCCCCCUUCUUGCCAAAGUGCAGAGGACCAGGGGAUACGAGCAACUUUGACGACUACGAAGAGGAGGACAUUCGCGUCUCACAAACAGAAAAGUGUGCAAAAGAGUUUGCUGAGUUCUAGUGAGUGGGCAAGAGUCCCAUCAGGGCUCACAUGUUUUGGGAUAUUUGCACUCUCCUGAGGGUUAAGGUGGAACUGAGGCCGUCACAUGUUCAAAACCAACGCCUCAUUCCUUCAUUCCACACGGCUGAAUGAGGUCCUUCUUGCCAUAAUCCUGCGUGCAGUUAGCACUAACCUAUACACAGGCACAUUAUGCAGACACCCCUUGUGCUGCAACACAAAAAUACCAGACCACGUCCUCAUCUUUUUUUUUAUUUCUUUCGUUUUCUAUGUUGUCCUCCCUACUCUUUAUUUCAGUUCAGAUAAUCAUUUGAAAAGCAACAUGAAAACAAAUAUUACUCCAAUUUUCAAGUGGCACAAAGAGUGAUUGAUUGUAUUAGCUGGUAUUGCACAUUUUGUGAUAUAAGCUUUGGAAAAAUAGAAGGUUUUUUAACAUUGUUUUGCCAGUUGUCGUUUCUUACAUGCCUGAGUGUGUUUUAGGGUUCAGUUUAUUACUCAAUCAUGAACACCUUAACAUUAACCAUUACUCAUCAUUCUGGUGUCCUAAAGACCUACAACCGUGUAUUUGUGCAUAUAGAAAUAUACAUAUAUAAGACAUACGAUUUGAACACUUUGUUUUGUUAAAGCAUGACCAAAAUUCAAUCAAAGAAAGCAGUGUUCAGAGAAGGAAAAGAAACACUGAUGACUUCUUGAAGUUUCUGAAGUUUUAGCACUCGGGCAUUUGAUUCUUGAAGAGGCUGAUUAACAGUGACAAGUGUUAUUGUGAAGCAGAAACUUGUCAGUGCUGUAUUAGUUGAUCAGUUGUAGCAUCUUUUUAAUCCAUAUCUGGUCACAGGACAUUUCCUUUUACCUCAGACUAGGUGUGGUAUUAAAUGAAUGGAGCGAAACUAUAUAUUUUUCAGGUACAACUUUCACAAGAAUGGAAACUGAUGAGGUUUGAGUAUGUGACUCCACACAACAGGCCAUCUGUCUUUGGUACGUCCAAAAAAUACAUGAAGUGCAUUGACAUGGCAUUUUUCAGUAGCUGAAAGGUCAGUUUGCUCGAUUUUCAUGAGGGCGCAGUGUCGUGGAAACGAAGCAGUGUUGGUCACGUGGACAUAUUUUGUCCAUUUGGGGAUUUUACUUUUUGAUUUGGUUUUUAACAGCUUAUUGUGCUUUAGCAGAGCACUCAGAAGACCAUUGUGUUACUGCCAUAUUUGCUUUUGUUUUGUUUUGUUUUUUUCAAUUUUACUUUUGCAUGUUUGUUACGUUUGUACAGCAGUGUCACAACAAGCUAAUAGUGCCCUAAAAGUGUUCCCAUCAUUUUUUGUUGUUGUUUGUUUUGUUACCUUGAAAUUGUUUCAUAGCCUGGGACAUUGAUGCAUUAGAUAGGUACUUUUUAUCUGAGUGACAUAUUCCUCUGCAUAGUCCAGUGAAAGCAAAACUAAACCAUGAACACUUACACUUUAACCAUAAAAUAAUAACAAAAAACAGAACUAUCAUAACCUUAAAGUAUUCAUUCAUCUUGGUCACGGACUUGUUUGAACCAUCUAUUUACUGCAGUUACAGCUCGUAGUCUCUUCGCAUCAUUUUCUAAAGAAUUUGCACACUGUGAUGGAGCAAUAUUUGCUCAUUCUUCCUUGCAAAAUUGCUCAGGCUCAGUCCGGUCAGUUGCAGAACGUUAAUGGACAAAAAAUGCUGUAGUCUUGUCUCCGAUUUUCAAAGGGAAUAAGGUCACAAAUCUGACUUUGGAUUUUUUUUUUCCUUUCAUCCUAUUGUCUACACAUAUUUAACACAGAUUUUGUCCCCCUCAUUAGGGAUUUUUCUACACUGGGCACCAUUCAUUCCCAUAAUUCUGACACAUCGCCUGUCCAUGCUGCUGACAUGUAGUCCCUGCCUCCGCAAACUCCUCACCAGCAUGACAGGUUGUUGUAUUUAAAAAAAAUCUGUAUGUCAAAGGUUCAAUACGUACAAGGUGUCUACUUGUUGAACUUCCAAAUGUCAUAAAAGCUCUGCUUUUGUGAUCCUUUGAUUCCUUUUAGAAGGCAGUUUGACUCUGCCGUCUGCGGGGAAGUCAGAGAUUGAGGUCAUUUCUACAGGUUGGACACUCAGGGUUGUGGGGAAAUCAAAGUUUUACAUUUUACACCUUGUUACAAACAAUAAUGCAUUGUUGGCAGUCUUUCAAUUCAAUGUCUAUUAAGUCUUUGGAAGUUUUGAUCAUUAUUUGACAUGGUGCUCAAGUCCUUGUUGAUGAGGAAAAAUGCAAUUUAAACAAGUUCAACAAUCUUAGUCAACCAAAUGUGAAGAGGACUGAAUGCUUCUUUUUUUUAGGUACUUAUGUACUGUUUAUGGCCUGAAUUGUUUUUUUUUUUUUUUUCCUAGAUUGAGCACAUGAUGUGACAUUUUAUUUAGCCCUAAUUUCAUUUCAAAAGGCACAACUGUUUCUUAUGCUAUUUUUAUUUAUAUUUACAGAUGUCUAAUGAAAUAACAUUUUAAAUGUUUAAACUUGCAUAGUUCUCAGUAUAUAAGGAGACUCCAAAUGUAUAAUUCACAAAAGUGUUAUAAACAGUGAAUAUAUUGGAUUAUUUAUUUUUACAUCUUUUUUUCAUCCUCCCUUAUGAGAAUAAAACAUUUAUAGAAUAAAACUAUUUACCACAGUUAAUGCACACUGAUGCCUCUCAUGCCUAUUUAAAAUUCUAGCCUAUUCUUUUAACUUAUUUUGUUCUUUAUUUUAACUUAUUUUUUUCUUUAUUUUUUCUUUACCUUUCUUCUUUAAUUAGAAAAUCAACUUGGAUCAAACAUUAUAUUCCUAGUUCAAAGGUUGAUCAGAAUGUAAUUGCAGAAUCAAUGGCAUUUUUUUAUUUGGACAAAGUUUGAAAACUACACCUGGGAAUUCAGCAUGUUUCAGUCCAAACUGCCUGUGUGUAAAUCUUCCCAGAAGGUGUGUAGGAAAUCCACAGCUCUUCUUAUGUGUCAUUUAUCCCCACCCAUGUGUGUAAUAAUGUUUGUCAUAUUUGAUGUAAAUGAUGGCACUUUUCCCUGAGCCACUUCACACUCCUGACUGAAGGAAAUCAGUUUAUGAGUUCUUCGUAGCUAGUCACACAUGCCAGUAUGGGAUCAAUAAUCUGAAAUGUGUCUGUAUUUAGUUUGUGGGAUAUUUUGCACAUCAUUUAGACGGCUGACACGUUUUUCCCACCCAUAUUUACUUGUGUUUGCAAGGGGAAUAUACUUUGCUGUAGCAGAUUUUAUGUAACAAAGGAUAUGUCACUAUAAUAAAUUCUUUUUAUUAAAAACUA
Molecule: messenger RNA, 4620 nt
Organism: Lates calcarifer (barramundi perch)
Lineage: Eukaryota; Metazoa; Chordata; Actinopteri; Centropomidae
Gene: prkacba
Product: protein kinase, cAMP-dependent, catalytic, beta a
Exons: 10
Coding region: 293-1348 (351 amino acids)
Biological process (GO): peptidyl-serine phosphorylation
Cellular component (GO): nucleus; cAMP-dependent protein kinase complex
Molecular function (GO): cAMP-dependent protein kinase activity; ATP binding
Source: RefSeq, a predicted model, not a curated record